Saccostrea cuccullata (small rock oyster) is the source of this 1242-nucleotide messenger RNA. RefSeq names its product sushi, von Willebrand factor type A, EGF and pentraxin domain-containing protein 1-like. Gene Ontology annotation, molecular function: calcium ion binding. The transcript has 6 exons. Bases 3 to 1241 code for a protein of 412 amino acids. The record is from RefSeq and is a predicted model, not a curated record. Lineage: Eukaryota; Metazoa; Mollusca; Bivalvia; Ostreida; Ostreidae.
UGAUGAUUGUGAUGUUUAUUUUGAUACAUUUGAUGGAUUCAUCAGAGUCUGGUAUUGCUCCGACCUGGGACCAAUGUGGUUGUCGUUGGUUACCUUGGGAAGGGUGGUCAGAAUGCAGUGCUGAAUGUGGUGGGGGGAGUAGAUACAGGAGCAGAAACGUAUGGGUCUAUGACAUCUGUAACAGAAGCUUUUCUGCUUGUGCAAGCUAUGAUAUGGGGAGUGAAAGGGGAGACUGCAACACAUUUUGUUACCAAGGAACACACCGCCUUAAUUUUGGCUGCAAUUGUCACACAGGAUGGUAUGGGAGUUGUUGUAAGAACCAAAUAACAUGUGGAGAUCCAGGUAAACUAAGCAAUGGACAUGUGACAGGAUCCACAUAUACCUACGGCAGUACACUAUCGUAUCACUGCAAUCAGUACUAUAAUUUGACUGGUGGAACCAGAACUAGGAGAUGUCAAAUCAAUAGUAUCUGGAGUGGACGUAAACCACGGUGUGCAUUUGUGAAUUCCUGUGCAAGUAACCCUUGUCAAAACAAUGGAACCUGUGUGGAUGGUUUGGAUCGCUAUAACUGUGUCUGUACAAAAAGCUUCACGGGGAAAAAUUGUGAAACAGAUAUCCAGCCUCCAGUGAUGAGUGGUUGCCUUGACAACAAGAUGGUCUUUUCUUCAACACCUGAAACUUUCAUUAACUGGACAGCACCCAACUUUUAUGACCCCGUUGGGAAGACUUUAUUUGUUUCAACUAAUUAUCCUGAAAACAGCUGGAAAUUUCCAUGGGGAGAUUAUACAGUUCAGUAUGUGGCUCUGAAACCCUCAAAUGGUUUGCGAACAAGCUGUUUAUUUAAUGUAAAUGUCCGACCUCAUCCUUGCAAGGAUCUAAAUAUUCCCCAAAAUGGAGCAAAAGUGUGUAAUGGAUGGAAAACUGAUUAUGGUGAGUUUUGCCUCGUCUUCUGUGGGCCUGAGUACAGUUUGGAUGUGAGAUUCAGCCAUCACCAGUGGUACGUCUGUGGAGCGAGUGGUACAUGGGCACCGGAUGGGACUAUGCCCAACUGCACAGGAAAUUUUCUGACAAGGGAGACGGAUGAUGACAGAUUUAGAUACAACAACUGCUCCUCAGCGGAUCAGAUCAGCGACAUGCAAGAAACAUAUCUUAUGACACUUCAGUCAUCUAUGUACGCUUACUUCUGUUCAAGAUUCAGUGACUUUUGUCAUAAACAGAACGUUCAUGUCUUUUGUACAUAAU